GCCCCCCCAACCUGCCCAUCGAGACGCGCGCAUUUCCCCCACCCGCCGCCGCAAUGGACUCGCCCAACUCGGACCUCUCCGACUACGCCAGCGACGACUUCCCCGACGACGUCAAGAUGCGGCGCCUCUCCAUCGAGCACACGCCCGACCACGAGCCCGCGGCGCGCCCCAGCAAACGCCUGCGCCUGCACAACCGCGCGCCCUCCGACCCGCCCGCGACCAACAUGCCGCCCACCGACGACUUUGGCGACAUCUCAGAGGACACGGAUGGCAGCGUGCCCGCGUCGCCGCACCACCCCGGCAUGUCGGCCGACGACGACUACGGCCAGGACCAGGUCAGCGUGUGCAAGUGGGAGGGCUGCGAGGCGGGCGACCUCGAGAACAUGGACAAUCUGGUCGAGCACCUGCACGAGGACCACAUUGGCACGCGCCAGAAGAAGUAUAGCUGCGAAUGGAGCGACUGCUCGAGGAAGGGCAUUCCGCAUGCUAGCGGCUAUGCGUUGAGGGCCCAUAUGCGCAGCCACACGCGCGAGAAGCCGUUCUACUGCACGCUGCCGGAAUGCGACCGCUCCUUCACCCGCUCUGACGCCCUUGCGAAGCACAUGCGCACCGUCCACGAAACCGAAGCCCUGCGCCCCUCCGACCCCGUCCCCAAGCACCACUCCUCGAACCCCUCCAACAAGUUCCAGCGCAUCAAGCUCGUCCUCAGCGAAGCAAAAAGACACGCCGAGAAAGGGUCCGCGCCCGCCUCGCCCUCCUCGCAUCCACCGAACAGCGCAACGGCCCCCCUGAGCGCAGACGCCGAAUACGCGCACAACAACGUCGUCUACAUGCAAGACCUCGCGUCGCCGAGCGCGCCGACCAUGGUGCAGUUCCCGCCCGACGUGGCCUUCACACCGCACGAACUGGCGCUCCCCGCACCAGACCUGUUCCGACUGCUCCGCCGGCAGUUGCACUGGGCAACGCAGGAAGGCGAGCGACUCCGCGCCGAGGCCGAAGCCCUCGAGAAGAAGCGCAAAGAAGAAUGGGCAGCCAAGGAGCUGCUCAUGGAGAACAUUAUGGAAGCAGAGCUAGCCACGACGCGGCGGAAACGGAUAGAUGCAGGUUUGGCACAUGAGCCCGAGCAUAUGGCACUUCUAGCGAAGGACGUAGCGCCAUCGAAGAAACUGAACAUCGAGCCCAAGGCGGGAAAGAUGCCGUGGUGGCGGGAAGAAGCAUGGUUGAACCGGCAUGCUGAAAUCAAGGAACCGGCAGGCGGGGCGCUAUUACUGGAGCUGCGGCCGGGUGACUUGGAGCGAGAGGCGCUUGCCGUUUCCGAGGCGGUGUGAUUCAGCCUGUGGGACUACUUCACAUCUUUUCUUUGCUUGUAUUUACUAGCACGUGGUGACUCUGGACGCGGGCGCGCUCUAGGGACACCGCAAUCCCGACUUCGACCGCCUAAAGGCUGCCGAUCAGCAAUCAAAUGGCACAUUCUCUUUGCCAUUUGCGCCUUAUAUCGCUUUUAUCAUCAAAGACUUAUGGAUACCAUUGCAAUCCAAGGUUUGGUAGUGUACAGGAUCAGCCAAACUCCAUUCCGUUUUAAUGUUCCGCCAAACGCCUUGCUGUGGCCCCAUGCGUCCUGCUUGAUGUGUCGAGUGCUCUUUGCUAACCACAGCCAGACCAUGUCAUGCCCCAGGGAAGGAAACCUCUUCACUAGGUCCAGUACUUUAUCUACCCUUCCUCUUAUCCGCCUCUGUAUUCUUGAAUGGAAACCCACUC
Trematosphaeria pertusa is the source of this 1758-nucleotide messenger RNA. RefSeq lists its product as uncharacterized. Gene Ontology annotation, molecular function: DNA-binding transcription factor activity, RNA polymerase II-specific; RNA polymerase II cis-regulatory region sequence-specific DNA binding. Bases 54 to 1328 code for a protein of 424 amino acids. The transcript is spliced from 2 exons. NCBI's taxonomy places the organism in Eukaryota, Fungi, Ascomycota, Dothideomycetes, Pleosporales, Trematosphaeriaceae. The record is from RefSeq and is a predicted model, not a curated record. Gene Ontology annotation, biological process: regulation of transcription by RNA polymerase II. Gene Ontology annotation, cellular component: nucleus.